AUGUCUCUCCGGGCAGUAGCUCUAGCCAGCUACAGCGGAGCAGAAGUCUUCAAGCACCCCUGCUCUGAAGAGUUAAACCACAAAAGCCUAAAAGUGGCUUUCACGGAGUCGACGUAUUCUUCAAAUCCUUCAGUGAGGCUUAGCUGCCUUGCUCCCACACCUCAAAUCUCCAUUCUGUCAGAAGAGUACUCAAGGCCAGCAGUGAUUGGACAUGCUGGAAGUUUUGGAUCAUACCCAGGCAGUGCUGAAGCUAUUAAAGACAUUCUCGUAUCCGUUUUAAAUGCAUCUGGUUUGAAGCCCUCUGUGGUGCUGGAGCAGACCACGAUGCAGGGAGCUGAGCACCUGGACAGUGAUGCGGAACGGUGGGAAGAAAGCAGCGAUGGGGAUAGCCAUGAUGACAGCGAUUCUGCACAGCACACUGUUGCCUGUACACAGACAGACAUUCGGUUUACAAGGCACCGGGCGUGUUGGGACAACACCGACUUGGAUUCCUCUAAGCCUUCACCAGAUGCUUUCUUUUGUCCCCGUUACUCAGAUGGAGAUCCUGCUACUUCCUCCUUGAAUGGUUUCACUCUUUCAGACAUGUCCCCUCUGAAGCAGAACUGCUUUACCCAGGUGACGCUAACGGGAGGCACCGUCACAUCAGCUGUUGUGUGUUCUGGAAAAGAACGUUACACCUCCACCGAACAAGACUCGACUUUCACAACGUUUCUGUCUAAUUCAACUGUUGGCAGAGCAGAAGAUAUGUUGAAAUACCCUGAUGCUUUGGAGCCUGCACCCAUCAGCAACAGUGACAGCAAUUCUCCCAAUGGACUUUCCCAGUCAGAGACAGUCAACCAAACAGGUCCUACCUCUUCUUUGAACAUAAAUGCUAUACCGUUGAAUCGUUCUCUGCAGGAUAUCUGCGUGCUUCCAGAAGACGUAGAGAAGGAAAACGCACACUUUUUUAUUGCAGACAUGAUUAUAGCAUCACUAGAAAGAAUGAAAUGUAAUAUCCUAAGACAACAAGCAGAGUCCUGGGGUAUGGAGGAAACAAGUGGAUCGGAUGGCAGCUAUCACACCGAUUCAGAGUUUUCUUCUUACCCUGGAGUGAAGAAGUCUGAUUCUUCUGUGGCCUCUUCAGACAGUGGUUACGAAGGCUCUGCUCUGCUGCCUGUCAGCUCACCAGUGCAUUUACCAUCACAUCAUGAGGUCAGCAGAUUUUGUUGCCACAGUGACUCAGAGGAUGAAUAUGUAAUUAUUGAACUUGAAGACCUUGAAAAUCUGCCUGUCACCCCAGAUGAAAGAUCAGCUUUUGAAGCAGGCAGCAAUUCUGCUGAAGCAACAGCCCAGGAGUUGUGCAGAGCUUUCAGAAAACACUGGUUGCAGACAGAGCCUACAGUUCGACUGUCUGCUUGCCUGAGCUCAUCUAAGCAGAGAUCUGUGCCGAAGGAAGAUAUUCCAAGGGAGCUUGAGUCCAGUUUGAAUCUGGCUGAAGAAAUAAAGAUCAUAUCCAAGUUAAGAGGAUCUUCUGGCUGGUCUCCACCAAGAUCACAAAUUAUAUUUAAUAUUCACCCUUCAGUCAAGAGAGAUGCAGUGGUGGCUGCCCAAAACUUUACAUGUGUUGGUUGUGGAACCCCAAUAGAAAGCAAAUAUAUUAGGAGACUCCGCUAUUGUGACUACCUGGGCAAAUAUUUCUGUGCCUGCUGCCAUAGCUAUGCCCAGUCUUUCAUUCCUGCCCGAGUACUGUUGAAGUGGGACUUCAAAAAAUACUACGUAUGCAACUUCUCCAAGCACCUGCUGGAUAGCAUCUGGCAGCACCCAAUUUUCAACGUGGCAUCUAUCAACAAAGGCCUCUACACAAAAAGUAAAGAAAUGGACAGGGUGAGGGAGGUACAAGAACAGCUAUUUCACUUAAAGAAGCUAUUGCAAACCUGCAGAUUUGGUGAAAGCACACUGAAACAAUUUGAACAGGUCCCCAGCCAUCUGACAGAGGAGCUGCACCUCUUCUCGCUGGAUGAUCUGGUGAAGAUCAAACGAGGGCAGUUAUUGCCCCUUCUUAAAGAUAUCCUGAAGAGCUCCACCUCACAUGUGGAUGGUUGUGAGCUCUGUCAAGCGAAGGGGUUUAUCUGUGAAUUCUGUCAGAGUGCAGAUCUGCUCUUUCCAUAUCAGACUGCCAAAUGCAAAAGGUGCACAGAGUGCAAAACAUGCUUUCACAAAGCAUGCUUCAAGGCUGGAGGCUGCCCCAAAUGUCUGCGGCUUGCUGCUCGGAGGACGCUUGCAGAAACGCCGUCCCUGGUGCCUCUGUGA
This is a messenger RNA of Indicator indicator, 2289 nucleotides long. RefSeq names its product rubicon like autophagy enhancer (gene RUBCNL). The transcript is spliced from 15 exons. Gene Ontology annotation, cellular component: intracellular membrane-bounded organelle; autophagosome membrane. Lineage: Eukaryota; Metazoa; Chordata; Aves; Piciformes; Indicatoridae. Gene Ontology annotation, molecular function: phosphatidylinositol phosphate binding. Gene Ontology annotation, biological process: autophagosome-lysosome fusion; autophagosome-endosome fusion; autophagosome maturation. The record is from RefSeq and is a predicted model, not a curated record. Bases 1 to 2289 code for a protein of 762 amino acids.